Messenger RNA from Chiroxiphia lanceolata (lance-tailed manakin), 4025 nucleotides. RefSeq names its product raftlin, lipid raft linker 1 (gene RFTN1). The transcript has 10 exons. Lineage: Eukaryota; Metazoa; Chordata; Aves; Passeriformes; Pipridae. The record is from RefSeq and is a predicted model, not a curated record. Bases 245 to 2041 code for a protein of 598 amino acids.
CGGGCUGCGCCGCACAAACUUUGUGCCGGGCGGCGGGGCCGUGUGGCGGCGCGGCGCUGCCCCGGCACCUCCCUGUCGCGGAGCCGAGGGGGGAGCGGCCCCGGAGCGCGGCGGGCGGGCACGGGCGGCAGCCAGAGGAGGAGGAGGAAGCGCUGUCAGCGGGGCCGGCCGUCUCCGCCCGCCGGGCAUCCUUCAGCAGCGCCGGGCUGCGCUUCGCCCGCCGCCUGCCCCAGGAGCUGCUGAAAUGGGUUGUGGAUUGAACAAACUAGAGAAGCAUGAUGAAAAACGACCUGGUAAUAUCUAUUCAACUUUGAAGAGGCCUCAGGUAGAAACCAAGAUAGAUGUUUGCUAUGAAUAUCGAUUCUUGGACUUCACAACACUAAAUGAUACUGAGCUGCCAGGAUCAUCUGCAAUCAAGCUCUCCUCCUUGUGUGAUCUUCCAGCUCAGCUGCAAGAAUUGUACCAGCAGGGCUUUGUCUUGGCUGCUGUCCACCCUUUUGUGCAACCAACUGAUGAAAAAGAGAAAACUCCCCAGGAACAAAUCUUCAGGGCUGUGCUUAUCAAGAAAACAGAAAGGUCUCCAAAAGGUGACGUCAGUAGUGAAGGAUGUGUCUUGGAGGUAGAAUGCUGCUCCUCUUUUAACCACCUUUCAGAGAAAAAGGAGAUACCUGAUUUUAUUAAAAAAAUUCAAGAUGCUGCAAGUCAAGGCUUGAAAUUUGUUGGAAUUAUACCUCAGUACCAUUCCCAAAAGAACUGUCUUGUCAGCGCCUCCCUGACACCUGCCAGUAACAACUCUGUGCAAUCAAAAGAUAAUAAAAAUGUUUCAAAUUACCCUGAGGAUCAUGCUUCACCGGAUGGCGAGAAAAUAGAUGGCAUUAAUGGAUGCAGUACUUCAACACAGAGUGAGGAAAGUGCUGACCAAUGUGCCACAUCCAGAGAGGGCUGUAGAGGUGAAGGACAGGCUGCUGAAGAGCUGAAUCUCAAGUCUGCAAAGGGAAACGAGGAACAGUUUCAACACGCGAACCUGAGUGUAAGAGGAGCAGCAGACAAGAUGAAUGGACUAGCAGAGAAUGAAACACCAGCACGAUGUUUCAAACCACUUACUGGCAAAGCAGAGAUCUUCGCUCUCUUCAACAAGCCAAAAACCCCACAAAAGUGCAGCCAGUAUUACACAGUGACUAUCCCUAUGAGGAUCUCCAGGAAUGGGCAGACUGUCAACAGCUUAGAAGCAAAUUGGCUGGAGCACAUGACAGAUCACUUCAGGAAAGGAGGCUCAUUGGUAAACGGCAUCUUCAGCCUUGGAAUGGUAAAUGAGUCUUUACACGGGACAAUGGAUGGAGUAUUUCUCUUUGAAGAUGUUCCUGCGGAAGACAGUAAAACCAUGCAGGGCUAUGAUGCAAUUGUGGUAGAGCAGUGGACUGUCUUGAAGGGAGUUGAAGUGCAGACAGAUUACGUUCCACUGCUGAAUUCCCUUGCCAUGUACGGCUGGCAGCUGACGUGUGUGCUUCCUACUCCCAUUGUGAAGACAAACAGGGAGGGGAAUUUAUCUACAAAGCAAAUUGUAUUUCUUCAGAGACCUUCUUUGCCCCAGAAAGCAAAGAAGAAAGAAUCUAAGUUUCACUGGAGGUUCUCCAAGGAAGACAUGCACAACAGAAAAAUGAAGAAUUCCACAAAGGCUAAAUUAAGUACUAGGGACAAGCAAAGGGCAGAGGAGAAGCAGGAAUUUGAAGUCACAGAGAACACGAGGAACUUGGAAGCACAGAUCUCAGCAGCAGCCAAGCCUGAUCCAGAACAGCAGCUGGACGAUGUCAUAGACUUGGGAGACGAGGUCGCUGGGACCAAGGACACAGGUCCACAUCACGACGGGGCGUCAGAAGACACAUGUCCUGCCAGUUGCGAUGCUGCUGGCAAUGCCGACACUGCCGGGCCUGCCUGCCCCAGCCAGAGCGCGCCCGAGGGCUGCGCGGCUCCGGCGGCUGAGGGAGGGGACUGCGGGGGCAGCGAUGGGGCAGCGCUGGGCGCGGACUGCUCCUGUGAGUAACACCUGCAUUUCAGGAAUCCUGUGAGUUGCUGAGUCUUUGCCAAGACAAAAGAACAGGUUUUGAUAAUCCCCAUUGCUAAUAACUCCAUUCCUCAACUCAGCAUUGCUUUGGCGCUGUGCUUGCUUUGCUCCUUAGCACACUGAUAUCUUGAUGUUUCAAGUAACUACAGGGCCCAGACUUUUCAACCCACAGAAAAGGCAAAAUUCCUUCCACUGUACAUAGUGGGAAAUGCUCUCCUGGAGCUACGCUUUAAAUUAAAAAGUAGGGACAGACAGAGAACAUCCUCACUUUUUUCUGUGACUGACCUUAGCAAACAAGCUUUGAGCCCAGGUCAGGGCAAGUGUUCCAUUCCAGUUGGUCAGAUUUUACUCUUUAGUACUUUCUUGUCCACAUAGCUUUUCUGGAGAAGUUGUUGUGCCAUAUGUUAUUUUGUCACUAGGCUUGUAGUGUCAUGAAAAUGGUAUUUGGGCUUAAACAGGCUGAAGCUGGAAAGCUUAGAUAAGAUGGCUGUUAUCCUUAUUUAUCUCCAGUAGCAUACUUACUGAUGAUACUCUCUUGUGAAUUUUAUUAACCCUUGCAGAUCUUUGAACAAUAAGCAAAUCGUUUACCUACUUUAGGCACACUGGGUAAACAAGCCCUAUGGUAAAUUUGUGUGAGGCAGAUCAUUCUGAUACAAAAUGCCAUUUCCUGUUCACUCUUUGCCAGUCCACAGUUCAUCAGUAGUUGUGGGGGCUUGAGAAGACAGAAAACAGGAAACAAAAAAGCAGGUAAACAGUACUUCUGUCAGUGGUUAUCCUCACAAAAAUUAGAAUUAGAUGUUAUCUCCUGACCUUUUCCAGGUGGUUUUGCACCACUUCCUCACCAUUACGAAAUAACCUUAUGGGAAAGCACUGAAAUUGUACACAGGGGUCAGUGGACAACAGAUGUCACUAAAUGACCUUACAAAAUGCAAAUACCUUAAUAGAGCGUUUUUUCAUACAAGUAACCGUAUUUUGGGAUGGAUAACGAACAGAAUUCUGUAAAAUUACCAGCAUUUUUAUGUUUGAAGCUACAUUAAAAUAUUUACAAGUGAAUGUACAUGUAAUAUAGUUUCUGUGCCAAUGUUCUCCAAGUACUUCAGUAUUUUUAAAAACACAGGAGGAAGUGGUUUCUCUCUUUUUGACCACCUUCAUCCUUAUUUAGAAGUGGGGUAGUAAUCUGGUAACGAGGUGAGAAAUACAUUGUAAAUUCCCCUGCUUUUCUUGUUUAAAGAAAGAGCUCUGUAAGUGAUUUGCCAUUUUUUCCCUUGACUUGUGCCUGAUAAUUUUCUUUAGGCUUCAAAUCAAAAUGCUGUACAAAGAACUAUGUUCUGUAUCAGAUGUGCACCUAGAGUGGUUCAAAAGCAUCUUCUGUGCCUAAAAGUUACACAGUAGGCAGAACAUUGCAGAGAAAGGAAAAACGACAUCUCUUUGAAUAUUCAUUUAAUUGGGACGAAGGCACUCAAGUUUAAAGCAUUUGAUUUCACACACAGAAAGCACGGUGGUAUUUUUGUCAUUGAUUAAAGAGUUUUUUAUUUUGAAUUCAGUGGUUUAAUCACAGGACUGUAAGUAACUGCAGUUUCUGGUGGUAUUUUUCAAUUAUUUCCUUCAAUAUCUUGAUAUUAGAAUGGGGUUCCAAAAGCCUCAAAAAUAGGUUGUUUCAGUUGUUCUACUUAAAUACAAGCUCUCUGCUCUGUACAGUUUUAAGUACCUGUUUGCAGAUUUUACUAGCUUAAGAUCCUUCUACUGAUGGUUUCUAUCUCAAGGACUAGCUUUGUAUUAAUCUUGUUUAAAAAUUCACUAUAUUUAAUGAACGUUUUGCUAGUAGAAAGUGUUGCAGUAGAAAGACCUCUCCAAAUACUUUUUAAUAGAAAACAUUUAUUGGAUUGCAAUUUGACCUUGUUUAACUGGAUCCCAACUGCUUACAAAACUUAAGGAGAAAUAAAGGUCGUGAAGAGAUUCCUUA